AUGUCAUCUCCCAUUGCUCCUCCCUCCUUUGGGGAGAUCUUCGAUACCGUUCAAGGUACACCUCAGAUCCUCUCCUCACCCGUUCAAUCCGCUUUUCCCCAUUUCGACCCAACCUCGCCAUUUAAUACUAUCAGGAAGACACCCAAUGACCGUGGACUGAGGAGGAUGCGGACUGAGGGAUUCCUCAUUUCACCUAUGACUUCCAUACAUGCCCAACAGAGUAUACACUCCCUCCAAUCUGGCAGCUCGUUCACCAUUCCAGAUAGGACGAGGACACCUACUCUUGGGUUCAGACCUGUGUCCGUCGUCCCUACUCCAGUCAGGAUAGCUAAUGCCAAUUGGGAUGGAAUGGAUUUUACUGGAUUGAACGCGGAGGGAAUCGGCCUGACCGCUUUCGAAGAAGGAAUACAGUUCGGAUCACCUUCAAAGAUCCCUCAAUCACAAGUCUCGACACCCCUCAUGGUCGCCAUGGCUGAUCCUACCCCCGUGCAGUCACCUACCGCACCACGAAGUACAAAGAAGACACGAAACUUAUCUGGUUUAGGUACACCCUCAGGAGCACAUCGACCAACGAAGAGGAUAAGGCAGGCGACCUACGAUGCCAAUACACUACCUGUAUCGCCAUCAGCUUCGCGCAGGAGAACAGCCGAGCCUUCCACAUCCCUCACCACCAGCGUACCUCUCUCACGAGCUGUCUCUUCAUCAUCUAUCCACCUGGGUCAUGCUCAGCUGUACCAACAGGAUAGAAAUGUCUCUGCAUCUUCCGCCAUGACAGCUUCAACCUCGUUUGAAGUCAUGUCACCUACCCUACAGUCCUUCCCCGAAAUGUACCCUCCCGUUCCAGCCUCAGCGAGUUUACCUGAACUUAUGCCUUCGCGAUCUCAACUACCCAGUCCAAGUCUCCCAGGUGGUGGAUCUCCAAUCUGUACUCCUCAACAACCUGCUGGUCUGUUCUACACGUCACCAGAGCAAGAUCAAGGUGCAUUCGGACCUAACGAAGUUCAAGGUGAGAUGACACUGAUGUCUCAAGUGACGUCUGUUAUGCCACGCUCUACUUCGAUGAUGUCUAUCGCGUCUUUCCCAAGUAAUCAAGGAUACCGACAGAAUACAUUGACUACGAUUGUUGAAACCCCCAUGUUGGCUCAGGAAGGUAUGACGUUCAGUGCCCCUUCCUCAUCCCAACUACCUACUCAACCUAUCCUUCCUCCUCAGCCUCAAUUCCAUCAUAUGGAAUAUCCCCCAGUCCCAGGUAUGUCAAUGAACUACCAACCUGGUCUUCCCACUAUGACCCAACCUAUUGAUAUCGAAGCAUGGUCAGCGCAGACUUAUUCCGCUCAACCUCAAAUAUUCAAUUUCCAAUCUGGUCCUCCUCCUGCCCCUGGUCCCAACAUGUCCCAUCCUCAUCCUAAUCCUCAUCCCCCUCCUGGACCUCAACGACACGCUUCAGCCUCUUUCCUCAAUUAUGAAAUGCGUCCCAACGAGAUUCCCGUAUUUCCCUCUGCACCUCGAUCCGUCUCGGCACCUUUCGUACACACUAUGGCUAAUGUUCCUCCUCCGCCUCCCAUCCCGAUGGCCCACUCCCUGUCUCAAGGUGGACUCUUCGGUCCACUUGCCGUAGCUGGACCAAGCGAGCCUAUAAGUGAUGGUCAACAACAAGGAUGGACUCAAUCUACACCUGUCAGUCCCGAGACUCCAAGGAAGAGACAGCAGUAUCCUCCUAUUGGUAAACGGUUGAAACCUGGUCCAAAGCCUAAACCCAAGACUCCCAAGAAGGGUAAAGGCAGUAAUUCAUCACCUGAAGAAGGAGCGAUCAACCCUUCGCUCUUAGCUGGACCUUCUGAGCUUGUCCCUAAAGUCGAAUCUUCUCAAUCUCAACCUAUGAUCUCAAGAGAACCAUCACCGAAACCAGCUUUGGUCUUUGGACCUGAUCUCACUUCUGUAUCGCUCAUGCAAAGGACAUUAUCGGGAACUGAUCUUGGUUCGGCUCCAGGCGCAGGAGCAGGUAAUGCUCUCCUUGCGCAAUUACCCGGUCAACCACAAUUAGUCAUCCAACCUCCCCGAAGCUCUUUUUCCAAUGGGUCCAAUGGUCCUGAAGGAAGCUCAAAUGGGAAUGGACCAGCUGGUCUACCAAGAGCAUUCUUAGAAAAACUAUAUACGACAUUCUUAACUCUCGAUGGAUCAGUCACUGGACAACCUGUCAAAAGGUUCAAAUGCCUCAUCGAAGGUUGUGAGAGGCACUUCCCCCGAAAGUCAGCUAUCCACUCGCAUAUCCAGACUCACCUUGAAGAUAAACCCUAUGUGUGUAAUACAGAUGAUUGUCAUGCUGCAUUCGUAAGGCAGCAUGAUCUUAGGCGACAUAUGAGGAUUCAUAGUGGUACGAAACCUUUCCCCUGUCCUUGCGGGAAAGGAUUUGCUCGAGGGGAUGCAUUGAUGAGACAUCGUCAGAGAGGUAUAUGUAGUGGCUCACUGGUACCGAGAAGGGAUGAAUUAUAG
Messenger RNA from Kwoniella botswanensis, 2493 nucleotides. RefSeq lists its product as uncharacterized. NCBI's taxonomy places the organism in Eukaryota, Fungi, Basidiomycota, Tremellomycetes, Tremellales, Cryptococcaceae. Gene Ontology annotation, molecular function: RNA polymerase II cis-regulatory region sequence-specific DNA binding; DNA-binding transcription factor activity, RNA polymerase II-specific. The record is from RefSeq and is a predicted model, not a curated record. Gene Ontology annotation, cellular component: nucleus. The transcript has 2 exons. The coding region runs from base 1 to 2493 and encodes 830 amino acids. Gene Ontology annotation, biological process: regulation of transcription by RNA polymerase II.